This is a messenger RNA of Vicia faba (fava bean), 1053 nucleotides long. The record is from the annotation of a GenBank genome assembly. NCBI's taxonomy places the organism in Eukaryota, Viridiplantae, Streptophyta, Magnoliopsida, Fabales, Fabaceae.
AUGCCUCUUAAUAUUGAUCUAAACACUCCAUAUAUUGAUCAUGAAAUGAUGGAAUGCAACAUAGCACCAUCCAUUAAUCUAAAUGAUCCUUCUUCAAGUAAUUUUAACUUGUCUUUUAAGGACCUACAUGGUAGUUCAUCAAAUGAAGAAUACAUGGAAGAAGCUAAUAUGUUCAAUUGUGAAAAUGAUUUUGAACAUGGUUUUUUUAAUAUUAAUGAGGACAUUGAUGUUGAUGCUUUAUAUUCAAAUGAAGUUCAUGUCAUGGAAGAAGAGAGUGAAUUUAUUCCAAAUGAAGAAGAUGGAGAGGAGACUGAAUUUAAUCAAUAUGAAAGUGAUGGAGAAACUGAAAGUAUUGCAGCUAUGUCCACAAUGGUUCAACAUGAACCUGAAACUUUUAAGAAAAAAAGAUCAUUUUUAAACAAUGAUCAACGGAAAAUAAUUGCUCAAUUAUUGAUAAAGAAUAGUUGUGGUGGAAAACUAAAAUCCGGAACUGUUAUAUGGUUGGCAUCCAAAUACUCGGUAUCCAUCGAUGUUAUUUAUCGAAUUUGGAAGCAAGUAUCUCAAACAGGUGAUGCGUCUCAUAAAAGAACAAAAAAUUGUGGUCGGAAAAGAGUUGCGGUAGAUAUUGAAAAAGUGCGGGAUAUUUCGUUAGCUAAACGUAGCACUCUUCAGAGCCUCGCAUUUGCCUUGGGCAUUAGCAAAACAACAUUGUUUAAGUUUGUAAAGGAUGGGACUUUGCGUCGGCAUUCAAAUGCUCUAAAGCCACAAAUGAAAGAUAGCAAUAUGAAAGAUCGUCUUAGAUUUUGCUUGUCCAUGCUUGAAGAAACUAGUCUUCCUCAUGAUCCGGAGUUUAAGUCUAUGCAUAAUAUCGUCCACAUAGAUGAAAAAUGGUUCUACAUGACCAAAAAAUCAGCUAACUACUACCUUCUUGAAAAUGAGGAUGAGCCAUAUCGCACAUGCAAAAAUAAAAAUUUUAUUGGAAAAGUCAUGUUUUUAGUAGCAGUCGCUAGGCCUAGAUUUGAUGACGGUUCUAGGCCUAGCGACUACUACUAA